AUGGCGCUAGACGAUUUGGAUGGCAGACACAGCGGCUUGCCUCUAUCAAGAAGUCCGGAGGCUCACAUACGGAUUGAGCCUCCACCUCCAGCGGAUGACGGGUUUCGAAAUUCAAUUCCUAUAAACACCAGCCCUAUUUUGAAAGGCGAGCAGGACUUCUCUCGACGGAGCGUGAAGGACUCGUCUGAUGCAUAUGACCAGCAUCUUCUGUCUAAAAUAGGGAAGCCGCUCUCUCCCCGACAGUCUCUGAGUAUGGGUUCUGAGAAUAGAGGCCCUCUAUCAACACUUCCCUUACCUUCGAGAAAUUAUGGAAGCUUGCCCUCACCUGGUGGCUCUGAUGGCUCUACGCUCGACGUGAGGUGGUCCAUUGGUUCUCAGUCAGGUGGGAUAUCACCUGGGACUAAAGUGGGCUGGAGAGACUAUAUUGGUUGCCGGAGCCCAAGUGUUGAGAGCAGUGCGCCUUCUUCUGCGGUAGACUACGAUAAUCCCAACUAUAUCCGCCGUCGGGGAGGUGGAGCCACGCCGCAAAACGAAGACUCGCUCAGUCUCCCGAGUCGAUCGAACCGGGGAAGCUAUGAUCAAGGUAUAUUCUCAGACAUCGAAGGGGAUUUCUCGACGGAUGAAUCAUUACCACCCCGUUUAUUUAAUGUUCGUGAAGCAACACCGCCAUACCUGGACACAUCCAAGUCCGGCAUGAAAAGACGAGCAUCUUCUCCCCCUAGAGAACCAAUUAGCGAUGAUAGGCACACGAUACAUGUAACGACAAGUAAUGGUGAUCUUUCGCAGCGAAGGACAUCUGGCCAUCCGUUCACGAAUACGUUAUCUGUCAAUAGCGCUUAUGCCCAGAGCCAUGGGAGUAUCUCAGCUGCGUCAUCUUUGAGCCUUCGAACCUCUGGGUCCUACUCGUCAGCAGCUCUUUCAAGCAGCGUUACAAGCGCGUCAGUGUAUGAGCGGUCGCCCGGGGGGCUCUCUCCAAAUUCCGACCUCGAAUCAUUCCACGACAAGUUUCAUCUCAAUCCUACCUCUCCUGGCGGAGUUUCAAACCAAUCGGCAAUGAGAGGUGUUCCGGGGCCUACUACGCUAGAACCACCCAACUCAAAUGUCGCAAGGAAGAUGUCUUUGCAGACGAGUUUGAACGUACCAAAACAAGCAGGUCCCAAGAUGGGUGGUUUGUUCAUUUGCGACUGCUGUCCCAAGAAACCCAAGAAGUUUGACAGUCCCGAGGAACUUCGCCCGUCAAUAGCGCACACGAGAUGGAGAAACAGUAUUCUUGCUUAUUUUGUAACAAUCGGUUCAAAAACAAAAAUGAAGCUGAGCGCCACCAAAACUCGCUCCACUUGCGGCGCCAUUCUUGGUCAUGCGCUGCCCUACCAGGAUACCAGGCUGCGUUCCAUCCUUCGUCUUCUCCUUCAAGCCAAACGAAUACAGGCCCCUCACACGACACAUGUGGUUAUUGUGGUGAAGAAUUCCCUAAUUUUCCUCAACCUGACUGGGACCGCAGGUCGAGCAUUUGACGACAGUGCAUAA
Aspergillus nomiae NRRL 13137 is the source of this 1527-nucleotide messenger RNA. RefSeq names its product putative C2H2 finger domain protein (gene znfA). The transcript has 3 exons. Lineage: Eukaryota; Fungi; Ascomycota; Eurotiomycetes; Eurotiales; Aspergillaceae. The record is from RefSeq and is a predicted model, not a curated record. Bases 1 to 1527 code for a protein of 508 amino acids.